AUGCCACUCCGCUUCAUCGAAAAACACAAUCCCAAGAUACCUGCUUGGGGGGAGACUGAAUUGGAUGUCUAUUUCCUUUCUGAAUGGGACAAACCUCACCCUGACCUCUCAGUGUCCAACGAGUCCCCCACCGACCGUCGCAAAAGGCUUUUACGCCAAUUUCUCGCAUUGGGAUGCGAAGGAAGACAGCCUUACCGACUGGGCAAUUCACCACCUUCUCCUACUCAAGCUCAAAUAGAUAAUAUUCUUCGGCUUAUAAGGCCCGAAGCACUGCGUGUCUACGCUCAUAAUACCGGUGCUGAAAGGGGCUGCUGGCUUCGUCUCUGCUACACGAAUGAAGAGGGUCAUAAUGCUCUAUGGACUGCCAAUGAACUCGCAGAAUGGGUUGCUUAUAAUGGGGUUGUGCUUGACGAUGAAAGUAUAUUUGGUCGCCUGGAUUUGGCAGCUGCCCUAAACAUAUUUCCUGAGCGUGUCGCAAAUGAGCGGGUCAAUUUUGAGCUCAGAGAGAGGAGCCUUAGGAACGCGAUAGAGGAUGCCGAAGAAGGCGACUUUAACGAAGACCCUCUUGAGCCAUACGCUCUGUAUCAGGCAGAGUUUGUUGUUACCCAUAUGUAUGUGGAGGAUGAUGUUGCGGUAAAUGGCGGGGGUUUGUAG
This is a messenger RNA of Penicillium atrosanguineum, 654 nucleotides long. RefSeq lists its product as uncharacterized. NCBI's taxonomy places the organism in Eukaryota, Fungi, Ascomycota, Eurotiomycetes, Eurotiales, Aspergillaceae. The record is from RefSeq and is a predicted model, not a curated record. The coding region runs from base 1 to 654 and encodes 217 amino acids. The transcript is spliced from 2 exons.